Molecule: messenger RNA, 665 nt
Organism: Merops nubicus (carmine bee-eater)
Lineage: Eukaryota; Metazoa; Chordata; Aves; Coraciiformes; Meropidae
Product: probable ATP-dependent RNA helicase DDX49
Exons: 5
Molecular function (GO): ATP binding; nucleic acid binding
Source: RefSeq, a predicted model, not a curated record
GCCGGGACUGCCUGGGCUGUGCCAAGACAGGCAGUGGGAAGACAGCAGCGUUCGUGCUGCCGGUGCUGCAGGUGCUGGCUGAGGAUCCCUACGGCAUCUUCUGCCUCGUGCUCACCCCCACCAGGGAGCUGGCGGCCCAGAUCGCCGAGCAGUUCCGUGUGCUGGGGAAGCCCCUGGGCCUGAAGGUCUCCGUGGUGGUGGGCGGCCUGGACAUGGUGGCACAGGCCCUGGAGCUCUCCCGUAAGCCCCACGUCGUCAUCGCCACCCCGGGCAGGCUGGCAGAUCACCUCCGCAGCUCCAACACCUUCAGCCUGAAAAAGCUGAGGUUCCUGGUUCUGGACGAAGCGGACCGGCUGUUUGAGCAGGGCUGUGCUGACUUCACAGCAGACCUGGAGGUGAUCCUGGAGGCUGUGCCCGCCCGCAGGCAGACCCUGCUCUUCAGUGCCACCCUGACAGACACCCUGAGGGAGCUGCAGAGCCUGGCUGCCAACAGACCCUUCUUCUGGGAGGCUGCAUCCGAGGUGCGCACGGUGGCAGAGCUGGAGCAGAGGUUCCUGCUGGUGCCUGAGGCACUGAAGGAUGCCUACCUCGUCCACCUCGUCCAGACCUUCCAGGACCAGCACGAGGACUGGGCUCUCAUCAUCUUCACCAGGACCUGCAAGUGG